Rattus norvegicus (Norway rat) is the source of this 1290-nucleotide messenger RNA. NCBI's taxonomy places the organism in Eukaryota, Metazoa, Chordata, Mammalia, Rodentia, Muridae. The record is from RefSeq and is a predicted model, not a curated record.
AUGACAGGAAGGCUGGCUAAUGCUACCUCCGUAAGGGGGACACUGGCCGAUGCCUUCCCUCCCUUAUACUUUGACCUUUGUGAUGUGAUAGACUACAAGUGGGAGCCUGGCACUACCCAUAAUUGGCAUCCCUCAACCACCUACUAUGGUUGCGGUCCGGCUUCCCACAGCAAAGAGAUCUACGUUUGCCCUGGACACAGAGUGAGCCGGCAGUGUGGAGGGCCGGGGAGUGGGUACUGUGCCCAGUGGGGAUGUGAGACUACUGGGGAUGCGUAUUGGAAGCCAUCCUCAUCUUGGGACCUGAUAACUCUGAAACGAGACGGUCGGCCUCCUUACACCUUAUGUAAACGGGACGCGAAAUGCAAUCCCCUCGUCCUCCACUUCACCGACUCAGGUAGAAGAGCGACCUGGGACGGGCCCAAAUCUUGGGGCCUGCGCUUAUACGUCACAGGGACCGAUCCGGUGGGUCUGUUCUCUCUAAAUAGACAAGUCUCUCCCCUGGCCACUCGACCCAUUGGACCCAACCCAGUUCUACCAGAUCAGAAGCCUCCCUCGCUCCCGGCACAAGCCCAACCCCCGUCAUUGCCUAAGGUCACCCAGGCCCCUGGUAGUACUCCCACAAGCCCCUUCUCCACAACGGGGGGCUCCACCAUUUUGAUCUCCCCAUCGCCAGGCACCGGGGAUCGAUUAUUCAAUUUGGUGGCUGGUGCAUAUCUGGCUCUCAACUAUUCAGACCCUUUUAGGACUCAGGAGUGCUGGUUGUGUCUCGUUUCCGGUCCGCCCUAUUAUGAAGGGGUAGCAGUCAUUGGAAAUUACACCAACCUGACUGCUGCCCCAGACAGUUGUGCCAAUACCCCCAGCCACAGACUAACUCUGCCCGAGGUCUCGGGACGAGGGCUCUGCUUGGGGAAUGUACCCCCCACACACCAGACCCUCUGCAACACCACUCAGAAGAUUCCCAUCGGGAACUACUUCCUGGCAGCCCCAAAAGGCACAUACUGGGCCUGCAAUACCGGACUAACACCCUGUAUCUCAGCCACAGUCCUCAACCAAUCCUCUGACUAUUGUGUAUUAGUAGAAAUUUGGCCCAAAGUCACCUACCAUGAAUCCGAGUAUAUAUACUCGUUUUUUGAGAAACAGACUCGUUUUCGACGAGAGCCUGCCACCCUGACUUUAGCUUUACUCCUAGGAGGAAUCACCUUGGGGGGAGUGGCCGCGGGUAUAGGGACCGGGACCACUGCACUCAUUGAAACUGGCCAUUUCCAAAUGGAUUUCAAGAAGUUGGUGUGA